AUGUCUGCUCCGUCGAUCCAGAGCCCGGACAGGGUACCAACGCCUCUUCCCAUUAUUGACAACGACCAUUCUAGCGACGAGGACUACGUUCCAACCAAGCCGCGUCGAACCACCACUCGUGCACAGACACGCCGUCAACAAUCCCAGCCAGACCCCAGUGAAUUCACGUGCGCGCAGUGCGGCAAGGUGUAUCGCCGUCGUUAUAUCCUUGAGCGUCACGAAGCUGAGGAGCACAUUGGGACGACUUGUUUUUGGGGGAAUUGUUCUCAAACCUUUGAGACUGAGCAAGAAUUGAAUAAUCACCUCAUCGCACACAACAACGCUUCUUCUCGGGGCCGUAAGAAGUCAUUAACCUGUAACUGGCCCGGUUGUGGUAGUCGCUAUGCCUUCGCGGAAACCGUGGCGCGUCAUAUCAGACAACAUAACUCGAAUGUGCUCAGACUACGCAGCCGCGUGAGCCAUUAA
Molecule: messenger RNA, 465 nt
Organism: Annulohypoxylon maeteangense
Lineage: Eukaryota; Fungi; Ascomycota; Sordariomycetes; Xylariales; Hypoxylaceae
Exons: 2
Coding region: 1-465 (154 amino acids)
Biological process (GO): regulation of transcription by RNA polymerase II
Cellular component (GO): nucleus
Molecular function (GO): RNA polymerase II cis-regulatory region sequence-specific DNA binding; DNA-binding transcription factor activity, RNA polymerase II-specific
Source: RefSeq, a predicted model, not a curated record